This is a messenger RNA of Stegodyphus dumicola, 3056 nucleotides long. It is a transcript of the gene DNAlig3, whose product is annotated as DNA ligase 3. Gene Ontology annotation, molecular function: DNA binding; ATP binding; zinc ion binding. The record is from RefSeq and is a predicted model, not a curated record. Gene Ontology annotation, cellular component: nucleus; DNA ligase III-XRCC1 complex. NCBI's taxonomy places the organism in Eukaryota, Metazoa, Arthropoda, Arachnida, Araneae, Eresidae. Gene Ontology annotation, biological process: DNA biosynthetic process; double-strand break repair; lagging strand elongation.
GUGAAUACAAACAAAUGAUCGUACUUUGCAGUGCAUUUAACGCUAAUUUGGUUUCCGCUGAUUAUAAAAAUAAAUUAUGAUCAGUAGUGAUUUCAUUUAAUAACGAAAAUAAUUUUUAUCUAAAUUAUAUAUAUUCAUGCAACGGUGUUAUGUAAUAAAUAUAUCAUUAAUGAAUGAAUGUCCUGUCAAGAAUUUUCAGAAAUAUUUAUGGGAACUUGAAGUGUUACAAUACAAUACUGAAUGAUCUUGCAACCUGUAAAAAUUGUAUCUCCGUUGUAUCUUGCGUAGAGAAUUUCAUCAUGGCCAACAAUCGUUAUUGUGUAGAUCUUGCAAAGCGUGGGGUUGCUGGAUGCAAAAACUGCAAUGUUAAAAUUGAUAAAGGAUUAGUUCGAAUUGCAAAAAUAAUUCCCAAUCCUUUUACUGAAAGUGGAGGAGAUAUGAAACAAUGGUUUCAUGUUCGAUGCAUAUUUGAGAAGCUUUCAAGAGCACGGGCUACAACAAAGAAAAUUGAAGGUCCUGAUGAUCUUGAAGGCUGGGAUCAGCUCAGUGAUGAACACAGAGAAGAGGUUUUGAAGUGCUUAUCAGAGUUUUCUUCAAAUUCAACUCCUAAGAAAAAUCUAAAGAAAACGCCUACAAAAUCUGUUGAGAAGUCUUUUGACUCUCCUACUAUCCCUGAUAAGCCACAGAGUCCAUCAAAAGAUGAUACUUUAAGAGAAUUUCGAAAAGUAUGUUCAAAAAUUGCUGAAGAACCAAGUUACAAGAAUAAAACUGCCAUUUUGUCUGACUUCUUUUCUAAAGGAUCUGAUGGUGAAAGUUUCAAAGGAGAUUUGUUCUUAUGGGUUAAGUUGCUGCUUCCAAAUGUUGGCAAGAGAGUUUACAACUUACAAAGUAAACAAUUGGUUAAACUAUUCAGUGAGAUAUUUAGUGUAUCAUAUGAAGAAAUGCUUGAAGAUUUAGAACAGGGAGAUGUUGCUGAAACAAUCAAAGUUUUUUUCGAGUCUUCAAAGUCUUUUCUACCCGAAAGCAAAAGCACUCUCACAUUGCAAGAAGUUGAUUCAUAUUUAGAUCAACUUACAAGAGUUUCCAAAGAAAUGGAGCAAUCCCAAAUUUUAACCAAAGUUGCAAAAAGGUGUACAGGAAAUGAUUUAAAGAUGUUUAUUCGUUUUAUCAAACAUGAUCUUCGGAUAAAUGCUGGCCCUAAACCAAUUUUGGAUGCCAUUAAUCCUUCAGCAUAUGCUGCUUUUCAAGCUUUGUCUAAUCUGGAAGAUGUUAUAAGACGUGCUAUUGAGAAUAACAGUGGUGGAAGCUCUCAAAAGCAGUUAACUAUUGAGUCAUCGUUAAUGACACCUGUGUUACCGAUGUUGGCCAUGAUUUGCAAAUCUGUUGAUGAAGCUUUUAAAAGAUGUCCUAAUGGAUUGUAUGUGGAGAUCAAAUAUGAUGGGGAAAGAAUUCAGGUUCAUAAAAAAGGAACGGAAUUUAGUUACUUCAGUCGUAGUUUAAAGCCUGUAAUGCAACAUAAGGUGCAGCAUCUGAAGAAUUACAUACCAAAAGCUUUUCCUCAUGGAAAUAAUUUAAUUCUUGAUGCUGAAAUUUUACUUGUAAGUAAUGAUGGUAAACCCUUACCUUUUGGAACUCUGGGUGCACACAAGAAAACUGCAUUUAAAGAUGCAUCUGUCUGCUUAUUUGUUUUUGACUGCUUGCAGUUUAAUGAUGAAAAUUUAAUGCAAAAACCCUUGUACCAAAGAAGGAAAUUAUUAGAAAAAAACAUGACACCUGUAAAAAACCAUAUAAUGUUUUCAGAAAUAAAGGAAGUUACAGAUCCCAAAGUACUGAAGUCUCUUAUUACAUCUGUUAAGAAGCAAGGCUUAGAAGGGAUUGUUGUGAAAGAUAAAUGUGGUGUUUAUGAACCUGGGAAAAGACACUGGUUAAAAAUUAAAAAGGAUUAUUCAGAAGAAGCUGGCAUGAUUGAUAGUGCUGAUUUGGUUGUUCUGGGAGCAUACUAUGGCACUGGACAGAAUGGUGGUCUCAUGUCUAUAUUUUUGAUGGGAUGUCUCAAUAAAUUGACUGGCAAGUGGUGUACAGUAACAAAAGCUCGAGGUUUUGAUGAUGAAACACUUGAGAGGUUGCAAACAGAACUGGAUAUGAUAAAAAUAAGCAAAGAUCCAUCAAAAGUUCCUUCGUGGCUGAAUGUCAGCAGCUCCCUCAUUCCAGAUUUUGUAUCAGCUAAUCCCAAGAAGUCUCCAGUUUGGGAAAUAACUGGUGAUGAAUUUUCCAAAGCAGAAGUUCAUACUGCUAAUGGAAUUUCUAUCCGCUUCCCUCGAGUUACCCGCAUAAGGAAUGAUAAAACAUGGGAAACUGCAACUAGUCUACAAGAACUGGAGGAAAUAUAUGCUGCAUCUAAAGAAACAACUGAUUUGAUUGGUUUGGUGACGAUGAAGAAGAAUAAGAGUGAUGAUGAUGAUGAUGAUAAUGAUGGUACAAAAAAUGGAACGACUUAUAUAUGUGAUAAAAGCAGUAGUUCUUCAAGUCAGACUCCAAGUCCUAAAAAUGGGAAAAAUAAGAGAAAUUGUGAAGUAAGAAGUCCAAGUUCUAAAGAAUCUAUUUCAUUUGUUAAAAAGGCAAAAUUAAAUGUGUAUACUAAAGAGCCUGCAUGUAAAACAGUAUCAGAGAAGGAAGUGCUGCCUAAUAUAUUUACAGGAGUCAAACUUUUCAUUCCACAGGAUUUGGAUAAAUCAGACAUUCUGCGACGUUACUUUAUAGCAUAUGAUGGCAUCCUUUUAAAAGAAAAUGAAAAGAAUGAAGCUAAUUACGUAAUAUUGACCCCCAGCCUAACCGAAAGUAAAGCAUUAAAAAAUGCCAAGAAGGUUACGGAAGAUUGGAUUUGGGACUGUAUAAAGCUUCAAAAACGACUUCCUGCUGACUUGUACAAACCAAAGGCCUCUUGAUAUUUCUUUUGAGACUGUUUGAAGACUAUGUGUAUUGGCAAAGACAUUUAUAUUCAUAAACUUGUACAAAGGCUUUCAAUAUUCUUGAAAAUAAAGAUAAAUUUUGUUAUA